This is a messenger RNA of Arachis ipaensis, 924 nucleotides long. RefSeq lists its product as uncharacterized. The record is from RefSeq and is a predicted model, not a curated record. Lineage: Eukaryota; Viridiplantae; Streptophyta; Magnoliopsida; Fabales; Fabaceae.
AUGGGAUGGAAGCUGAAGUUUCCGAAUGCAGUGGUGCACAAGCUCACAGAAUCAGGCUCGGAUCAUGCUCCUAUAUUGAUGAAAACUGAACCUCAAUCCUGGUAUAGUAAAAGGCGUUUUAAAUACCAGGAACAAAUUGAGGACCUUCAAGAUAGCCUAGAGGAGCUGCAGGUGGCUGGAAUCAAUGGGGGAGAGGAGAUUACCAGAUUGGAAGAGAAGUUGGAGCUAACAUAUAUGAAAGAAGAGAGCUAUUGGAGAGAAAAAUCUAGAGUCAAAUGGCUAAAAGAAGGAGAUCAGAACACCAAAUUCUUUCACCAGAAAUUUCAAUCAAGGGUGCGAAGGAACAGAAUUUGGAGAUUAGUUGGGAGGAACAAUGAGAUUCCAUCGAAAUUGGAGGAUAUUGCAAAGGUAGCUGAAGACUACUUUUGUGAUAUUUUUACUUCUUCUUGUUCAGUUGAUCCGAAUCCAUAUUUGGAGGAUUUGGAGCCUAAGGUUACAGCUUCCAUGAACCGUAGGCUCCAAAGGCCGGUAACUAUGGACGAGGUCAAAAGAGCUACAUUCAGUGUUCAUGCUCAGAGUACUCCUGUUGGAGGUAACGUUUUUAAGGCAGUGCGAAGUUUCUUUCACAGUGUCAGAAUUCUAAAAAGCUUCAACCAUACUCAAAUUUGUUUGAUUCCAAAGGUGCCAGAUGCCAGUGACAUGACUCAGAGAAGUGGAGCAGAUCAUGAGAUGGCUAUUAAACUAGAUAUGAGCAAGGCUUAUGAUAGGGUUGAAUGGCACUUCUUAUGGUACAUCAUGAAAAAUCUGGGCUUUGAUGCUAAAUGGAUUAACUGGACUAAGGAAUUGGUAACGACUGUUUCUUACUCUGUUGUUGUGGAAGGUCAACCUUUUGGCUACUUUAGGCCAAAUAGGGGCAUACGAUAG